AUGGGCCAAUUGCUCAGCACGACAAGCUGGACAAAGGACAGCCGAUCGGAUGAUUCAAUAGUCGUUACGCCGAUGCAGUCGAAGGUGGUAGGCAGGACGUAUUUUGGAUGCUGCUGUAGCCCAAAACGAAUGUAUAAAGUAUUCAAGUAUGCUGUUGAAGAAUGGGUAUUCCUUGCCUUACUAGGUCUUAUAAUGGCUAUGUUUUCGCUUGGAAUGGACAUAAUGAUCAGCAAACUCCAAGAGGGUCAUAUGGCGUUCUAUCGCCAUUUAAAAAGCGACCCGAUCUGGAUUAUAUCGUUCUUCGUCUGGACGCUGUAUGUUGUCGUUCUCAUCUGUGCAUCAGCUCUCUGUGCCCAUUAUAUAGCCCCACAAGCCAUAGGCUCUGGAAUACCUGAGAUGAAGACCGUGUUGCGUGGAGUGAUUCUCAAAGAAUACCUAAGCGUACGAACUUUGAUAUCAAAAUUAUCGGUUACGGGACCAUUCGUGCACAUUGCAUCAGUGGUAGCGAAUCAGUUGAAUCGUUUCCUGACCAGGUCAUGGCGGCUUAAUGUUCAAAUGAAUCAGAGAGCGAACGAAUUGCUUGGCAGCGGCUGUGCAGUCGGUGGAUGGAAUGCAUUUACUUGCGCUGUCGGAGGUGUGCUGUUCUCGAUCGAAGUCACAGCUGCGUACUUUGCCAUCCGAAACUAUUGGCGCGGAUUCUUCGCCGCCACUUGCAGUGCCACUCUCUUUAGUGUGCUUCGAGGAAUACGUAAAGGAGCUGGCAGCAAUUCGUCCGCUUGGACUGAUAUAUUGGAAAUGUCAAUGGAAGCUCACUAUCAAACAAAUUUUACAAUAACCGACACUUACGCUUCUUCAGAGUUAAUGGCUUUU
Molecule: messenger RNA, 870 nt
Organism: Ostertagia ostertagi
Lineage: Eukaryota; Metazoa; Nematoda; Chromadorea; Rhabditida; Trichostrongylidae
Source: the annotation of a GenBank genome assembly